Cynara cardunculus var. scolymus (artichoke) is the source of this 1208-nucleotide messenger RNA. RefSeq names its product nifU-like protein 4, mitochondrial. Gene Ontology annotation, molecular function: iron ion binding; iron-sulfur cluster binding. Gene Ontology annotation, biological process: iron-sulfur cluster assembly. Bases 148 to 981 code for a protein of 277 amino acids. Gene Ontology annotation, cellular component: mitochondrion. Lineage: Eukaryota; Viridiplantae; Streptophyta; Magnoliopsida; Asterales; Asteraceae. The record is from RefSeq and is a predicted model, not a curated record. The transcript is spliced from 6 exons.
AUUCCGCUAAAAAUGUCGCAAUACGCCACCGCCAUUGCAGCUUCAUAAACAACCGCGCAGAAAGAAAAUCUAUUUAUGAAAUCAAUUGUUCAACGAUAAUUUCUUCUUAGAUUGAAAGAUCAAUACGAAGGAAUUUUCGCGGUCGUGAUGAGGGGUUUGCCCAGACUGAUAGCAGGGCAACGAGCCCAUCUUUGCCGGAGAUUGAAACCCUACGUUGAUACCGGUGCUGCACGGCAUGCUUCUCGCCGUCUGUUAUCCAUUUCUUCUUCGAAUAAUGUUUUCUCUCAUUUCACAUCAUCGACUUCAAGACCAGUUGUCCCAUCUUCGUAUGCGUCAUCUGGUUUAGUCAAUUUCGCAGGGCAGAGGAGGACCAUGUUUAUCCAAACACAAUCUACUCCUAAUCCUUUAUCAUUGAUGUUUUAUCCUGGGAAGCCAGUGAUGGAGGUUGGGAGCGCAGACUUCCCAAAUGCCCGUACGGCUAUGAAUUCCCCAUUGGCGAAGGCCCUCUAUGGAAUUGAUGGAAUUACUCGUGUUUUCUAUGGUUCAGAUUUUGUAACUGUAACAAAGUCAGAAGAUGCUUCCUGGGACUUCCUAAAACCUGAAAUAUUUGCUGCAAUUAUGGACUUCUACUCAUCUGGGAAUCCCCUAUUUCUGGACUCGGCGACUGCAGCUUCCAAGGAUACAGCUAUUCAUGAAGAUGACUCUGAAAUUGUUGCAAUGAUCAAAGAACUGUUGGAAACUCGUAUACGACCUGCUGUGCAGGAUGACGGUGGGGAUAUCGAGUACAUUGGAUUUGAUCCAGAAUCUGGAGUUGUCAAGCUAAAAAUGCAAGGAGCAUGUAGUGGCUGCCCCAGCUCAUCUGUCACUCUGAAAUCAGGCAUCGAAAAUAUGCUGAUGCAUUAUGUACCCGAGGUUAAAGCUGUGGAACAGGAACUUGAUCUUGAAGAUGAAAAUGGAGAAUUAACAAGCCAACUGGACUGAGGUAACCCUGGUUCUUUCUUCUCAGAAUGAGACAAAACAGUGAUAAAGAAUCGUAGAGAAUUUGGUAUCAAGUUAUUUACAACCGGUUUUUGUUACGAUUUGUAUGUAUUGGUCAUUAGCCACAGUUUCUUAUAAAUUGUAGCCAGGCAUGUUCUCUUUUGGACCAUAAGACUAUGAAAUAAUCCUUUCGCACCCAGAAGCAAAUUAAGGUCCCUUUUGUUGGUUAA